AUGGAUGUGUGCAUCUGCAUGGACCGCUACGUCGCCGUGGUCCACCCCAUCCUCUACACCGGCAUCCGCAACAACAAGAUCCGCGCUGCCGUCUCCGUGGCGGCGUGGUCCCUCAUCCUGGCGUACGGCCUCGCCAAGAGCAUCCUGGGAGUGAUGAGCGUCAACGAGAUCUUCAGCGGCCUCAUCCUCUUCAGCUUCGCCCUCAUGAUCUUCUGCAACAUCUCCGUCGUCUGGGCGCUGAGGCGCUCCGUGGCGGGCAAGGAGGUCAUGCACCCCGUGAAGAAGAAAGCCUUGAAGAUGGUGCUGACCCUCCUGAGCAUCAUCAUCUUCAACUACCUCCCUCCCGUGGCCCUCAUCCCCUUCUACUCCUACUUCACCGUGGCCCAGUUCCGCUGCCAGGUAGCCACUAGCGUGUUUUCCAUCAUGGACCUGGACCUACGUGACCGAGAUGGACCGGCCGGCCUGGAUGGGGGAGGGGGGGUGCUGCGGGCUGUUCGCCCCCGUCAAGAAGCCCCAGGAGGUGAAGGACACCUCUUAAUUAAACCCCAGAGGGACCAAUCAGAGGCUGGCUAG
Messenger RNA from Osmerus eperlanus (European smelt), 573 nucleotides. RefSeq names its product G-protein coupled receptor 35-like. The transcript is spliced from 3 exons. Lineage: Eukaryota; Metazoa; Chordata; Actinopteri; Osmeriformes; Osmeridae. The coding region runs from base 1 to 573 and encodes 190 amino acids. The record is from RefSeq and is a predicted model, not a curated record. Gene Ontology annotation, molecular function: G protein-coupled receptor activity. Gene Ontology annotation, cellular component: plasma membrane. Gene Ontology annotation, biological process: positive regulation of Rho protein signal transduction; phospholipase C-activating G protein-coupled receptor signaling pathway.